Messenger RNA from Pocillopora verrucosa, 502 nucleotides. RefSeq lists its product as uncharacterized. The record is from RefSeq and is a predicted model, not a curated record. NCBI's taxonomy places the organism in Eukaryota, Metazoa, Cnidaria, Anthozoa, Scleractinia, Pocilloporidae.
UUUUCCUCGGAUACAGGCACAACAUCAGUAGAGGAGCAAAAUAAUGGCAAAAAUUAUUCUUAAGGUUGCUGUUUACUUCUUGGUAAAUUAUUUUCUUUUUUCUGGAGUACGUUCAAGGUCUGUUCACGUCGAUCAAUCAUCGCAUAGACGAACAUACAGCAAUGGUUUGAUUGGACCCUCGAAUCAAAAUAUAUCCGAAGAUUUAAAAGAUAAUUCAACGACAGAAUUAAUUCAGAGCGAAGCUAAUGAUGGUCACGUAAAUUUUGCCUCAGUACUGCAACUGCGACUCAAACGAACUUCGCUUUCUUGCGUGGAAACCCGAAGACUUGAGUGGAACAACUGCUUAGGAAGGUACUUCUCCAAAAUUAAAUGCAAAAUUAUGAGUGUCGCUUGUUUGUCGGCAAACAAUGUCCCACCAAAGUGUAUGGAACAAUUUGGGAUACUUCCCGGUAGGAAUGGCCGACCUUGUAAGGUACUUAAAAGCUGCUCGUGUGCAGCCUAA